AUGGAAGACUUUCCAAGGUUCAUCAUCGGGCACCAUGACCCUAAGAGGCCCUUGCCUGUCUCGAUAGACACCAUACAAGAUGCACAUGCUGCAAAUUACGACAUGGUCACAAGCCCCAUCACGACUCCCCAUUUCCAUUCCCGGGUCUUGACUCUGCUGUCUUCAUCGCUUGCUCUGCAUUCAGAAGAAGACAUCACAAAGACUAAAAGCGCUUCGCCUAUUGUUAUCCCACCAUUAACUCCAGCGGAUACUCCUUUGACUCCUGACGAGUCCAUCAGUCAAACCAUCGGCGUCACCAGUUCCUGGAUCGACCUAGGUUCUCCAGAUCCGAUCAUCGCAGAUAUAUCUCGACAAGUGCUUCAACUGGAAGUGGCAUAUGCUGCCUUCUGUGGACUCACAUACGUCUUGAUCGCAGGCCCUCUUCUGCGUGGUCACGGUGUCUCCGACAGCGGAAUUGCCCAAUAUGCGAGGGCAUUCUCGGACGCUCUGAGCCAAGGUCCCUAUUUGCAGCUAUACAUUUGGUUUCCGAUGAUCGACCACUCCGAGGAACACAUUGACCAGAUGGGCAGCUUGGCACCAUUUGCCCGUCAACAGUUUCUCGAGCAGGACGAGGCCGAAGUCGAAAGAUUGGAUGUUUUUGGAUCCUGGGAGGCGUGGAACAUGAUUAGAUCGAUAUGUAAAUAUCCUGCGAGGUUAUGUGUAGCACUGUCGACACCAAAACUGCUCCCUCCAGUUCCCAUCCAGUCAAGAUGGUACUCGGAGCCCGUCCGGCUUAUCACCCUCGACAAGGAGAUAUUUGCUAGGAACGCAAAAGGGUAUCCCGUCCUGACUCGUGCGCAUCAAGCCUUUGUUCUGAGAUUCGCUCGGCUUCGUACGGCACCAUGGUUCCUUCUGUGCGACGUGGGGACGAUCCCUAGCAACAAAACGGACGGCAACACACUGAACCCAUCGGCGACGGAGAACAAUGCAUUCCCUACCCUCGCCGAAGCAGCACAGAGUCCAAAUCUCAAGGACGCGACCCCUCACCUCUCGUACAUGCGCAAUUUGCAAACCAAACAACCACCACAAACAGCCAUUGAUCGCUUUGGGGCCGGCUAUCAAGAUUACCUCCAAGCGCCCUUGCAGCCACUCUCCGUCAACCUCGAGAGUAUCACUUACGAAGUCUUCGAGAAGGACCCGAUCAAGUAUGCAUGGUAUGAGCGUGCCAUCGCUCGGGCCCUGCACGACUGGAUUGAACAAGGAAAACCAACGUCCAACCCAGACGGACGAGUUGUUGUUGCUGUGGUUGGGGCAGGCCGUGGCCCGCUGGUCACUCGAGCACUCCAAGCAAGUCAAGAUGUCGGCGUUGAGAUUGACAUGUGGGCAUUGGAAAAGAACCCAAACGCAUUUGUCCUUCUCGAGCGUCACAACAAGACGACGUGGAAUGGCCGCGUAAAUCUGGUGAAAUCGGACAUGAGGACGUGGAGGGGACCUAUUCGCGCUGCGGACACACCACGACCGACUCGAAGAUACAACACCUCCGCAGACAGUGACGAUGACGACGACAAUAAGAAGGAAAAGACUUCGCGGAAAGAAGAAGCCACCCCUGGUGGUCCCGAGUCAGCCUUCACAGGAUCACCCAGUCUCGAUAGCACGAACCUACUUGCCACAACCGCCCAGACUACUACGACCCCAACACCGUACAAGAUUGACAUUCUGAUCAGCGAACUCCUAGGAUCCUUUGGCGACAACGAGCUGUCCCCGGAAUGUCUCGAUGGGGUCCAGCACCUCCUGAACCCCGUGCACGGAAUCUCCAUCCCGGCCUCGUACACGGCACAUGUCACGCCGAUCGCGGCGCCCAAGCUCCACGCGGACAUCUUGCACGGAAUGACCAGCAACGCCAACGCGAGCGAGACGCCGUAUGUGGUCAUGUUCAACGCGAUCGACUACCUGAGCACGAAGCCGGGUGCUGCGGCGGCGGAAUCCGAGGCACAGCAUAAAAUGCCGGCAACUGUGAUACCACCGACGCCAGUCCCCAUCAUCCAGCAGACAUGGGCGUUCCAGCACCCGAACCCGGCCCUGCCCAGCCUGACGCCUUCGACCAUCGGGACGACAACGACCGAACCCUCGCUCACAAACAGCCACAACGCCCGCUCGUGUCAGUUGACGUUCCCCAUCCCGCAUCGGGGCGCAUGCCACGGGCUGGCGGGGUACUUUGAGACGGUGCUCUACAAGGGCGUCGAGCUGUCGACGAAUCCGGAGACCAUGGACCAAAAGAGCGAGGGCAUGAUUAGUUGGUUCCCGAUCUUUUUUCCCUUGAAGACACCCCUCUUCCUCCCCGACAAAUCCGAACUCACCCUGACAAUGUGGCGCAAAACCGACGACCGCAAAGUCUGGUACGAGUGGCUUGUCGACGUCUACGUCUACAUUCCCUCUCCCGGUCCUGCGUCUACCACUGUACCUGUGUCUCAGACGCCAUCUCACUCUGGAACCACGCCGGCGGCAACGCAAUCAGCAGAGAAGAAGAAGAACUCAGAAGACAGCAGCAGUGGAGAUAAGGACAAGGCCAAGAGGAAAAGUGUCCCACCACCGCCGGUGGCGACGGCAGCAGCAAACUCAGCACAUCGCAUUGGCGGCGCUGCUGUACGAGGGCAAGGGCGCGGACGUGGACGCAGAAUGCGAAUCGGUGGGAGCGAGCUGCAUUCGUCGGAGAAGGAGGCGUGUUUGAUGUAA
Fonsecaea pedrosoi CBS 271.37 is the source of this 2712-nucleotide messenger RNA. RefSeq lists its product as uncharacterized. The record is from RefSeq and is a predicted model, not a curated record. Gene Ontology annotation, cellular component: nucleus; cytosol. The transcript is spliced from 5 exons. The coding region runs from base 1 to 2712 and encodes 903 amino acids. Lineage: Eukaryota; Fungi; Ascomycota; Eurotiomycetes; Chaetothyriales; Herpotrichiellaceae. Gene Ontology annotation, biological process: peptidyl-arginine N-methylation; regulation of DNA-templated transcription.